AUGUGCGACGUGGAGGAUGUCCUUGCCGGCUGCGAUCUCACAGAGAUCGCAGAGCAGUACGAGUCCGGCGCGUGCUGCCGCUCUGACGUCGACUACGGAUACGGCUUUACUUGUUUCGUCCCGAUCCUGAUGAUGCUGCUCUUCUCCGAGGGCAACGCGUGGGCCGGCUUCCGCGGCUUCUUCGACACUGCCCUGAGUGCCGCCAUCGAUGGGUACUCCCAAAUAUUCGUCUUCGUCUUCCUGAUGCAGAUGAUUGCGCUUGCCGACCUCAUGUCUAAGGGCAUCAAGGACUCCUUCAUGUGCCAGUUCUUCACCUGGCUCUUCGGAUUCGUGAUCUUCUUCGACGACUACGCCAACACGCAGGUCGUCGGCGCGUGCAUGCUCUCGGUGGCACAAAAGAUGCGCGUCUCCAAGGAGAAGCUUGCCUUCACGGUCGACUGCACCGCCGCGCCGGUGGCGUCCCUUCUGCUCGUCUCGACGUGGAUCGCCUACGAACUACAGCAGAUCGGAGACGCCCUGGCACUGACGACCCCGCCGUACACGAGUGCGACCGCAACAGACGUCUUCCUGAAAUCGGUGCCUUACCGCUUCUACUCGUGGUUCAUGCUCUUCUUUGUGGUCAUCAUGGCCAUCUCGGGCCGCGACUGGGGACCAAUGUACUUCGCCGAGCUGAAGGCGCGCAAGGAGGGCUGGGAAGAGAACAAGCUGGUCGCGACCGGACCGUCGGACUCGAUCGAGCCCGUCAAGGCGAAGGCCGGCAUCCCCAAGGGCCGCUGGUGGAACGGCGCUAUCGUGCCCGUACUCUUCCUGGCCACUAUCCUCCCCUUCCUCGAAUACAGCGGCGACGAACUCGACGCGAUGGAAGGCAAAGCAGACGCGGCCGCCGAUCCCAACGUCACCUGGUCUGGGGACUUCGUCGACAUCAUUGGCAACGCGGACAGCUGGGCGGUCCUCUCGUGGGUUGGCGGCCUCGGCGUCAUCGCGGUUACCCUCCUGUACUUUGUGCAGUGGAUCCCCGUCCCCGAGGGAGACGACUCGUGGGUCGGUAAGAAGGUUGGCAAGGUGCCGCUCAUGUGGCCGGCUGAGGUCAUCAAGGCGGGCUGCCAUCAGAUGGGGUCCCUCUUCGAAGUCGUCUGGAUCCUCAUCUUCGCAAAGUCCAUCGCCAAACUCUCAGAGGAGCUCGGAAUGCCCGACUACCUCGGAUGCGCCCUCAAGGGCACGGAUCCCGCCAUCGUUCCGGCUAUCACUUUUGUGCUCGCCUGGCUCUGCUCGCUCGGCACUGGCACGUCCUGGCGCGUGCUUGGCGCGGGUACCAUGGCCGUCAUGUUCCCGAUCUCGAUCCCGCUGGCCAUCAACCUGUCCCGCGACGAGGGCAUCGAAGACGGCUCUGACGAAGGUCUCAACAUCCUCUAUACCACCGCCGCCGCCGUGCUGGGCGGCUCGGUGUGGGGCGACCACUCCUCCAUCGUGUCGGACACCACCUGCCUCGCCGCGGCGGCUUGCCAGUGCAGCGUCUUCGACCACUUCAAGACCCAGAUCCCGUACUCGAUGUUCUGCGGCCUCAGCGCGCUCCUCCUUGGCUUCCUGCCCACCGCCUAUGGAAUGCCGGCGGGUCUGGGCAUCUUCUUCGCGCUCUCUGUCGCCCCAGCCAUCUCGAUUGCGAUCUCCUACAUCCCUGGCUUUGGCGGCGCUGUCCCGACGUACUCGCCAACCAGCGGCGAGAUCGGGACCGGCAUUUGGGGCAUCAAGGCGUCCGUCAUGUCGUACUGCAAGACCGCGCCAGACCCAAAGGUCGACGCCAAGGCUGAGGCCCGCGUGACUGAGGCUUCUGAGGCCGCGUGA
Messenger RNA from Emiliania huxleyi CCMP1516, 1842 nucleotides. RefSeq lists its product as hypothetical. The coding region runs from base 1 to 1842 and encodes 613 amino acids. NCBI's taxonomy places the organism in Eukaryota, Haptophyta, Isochrysidales, Noelaerhabdaceae. The record is from RefSeq and is a predicted model, not a curated record. The transcript is spliced from 11 exons. Gene Ontology annotation, cellular component: membrane.